Molecule: messenger RNA, 243 nt
Organism: Paramecium tetraurelia
Lineage: Eukaryota; Ciliophora; Oligohymenophorea; Peniculida; Parameciidae
Exons: 1
Source: RefSeq, a predicted model, not a curated record
AUGGAUUUCUUGGGAAUCAAAAACAAUAAGUUCGUUAAGAAUAAAGAACUUAAUAAAGAAUAUGAGGAAAUGCUCAUGGUGGAAGAUCACAUUUUGCAAUCGGAUAAUGAAACCAAUAUAAUUGUUCCAGAAUCUCCAGAUUUUAAAUUCAUAUAAACUAUAAAAAGGAGGAGGAUUAGAUGACGACUAGGAGAACUUGUUUGAGUUCAUUUUUAUAUUAUCUUGUACUAACAAUCUUUUAAA